AUGGCUGUUCAUGAUAAUUUAAUGUCUGAAAGAAUAAGCAUAAGCGUGAUUAAUUCUAUUGAAAUUAAAAAUAAAAAUUUUGAAGGAUCCAAAUUUAAACAAUUCAUCGCGGCAAUUGCUGCGAGCAUAUGCGUGCUGUCAAGUGGAGUUAUAUUAAUAUGGGGAGGCCCUAUUUUAUUAAUGCUCCGAAAAAAUCCAGUGAGCAUUGAAAAUCCAUUUGUCCGACCGAUCAGCAAUGAAGAAAUAUCCUGGAUUGGUGGAUUUACUACAGUAGGUUCAAUGUUUGGCUGUUUGGCGCCAGGAUAUCUUGCUGAUAGGUGGGGAAGACGAGCAGCUUUAUUGUCUACCGCAGUUCCAUUUCUUGUAAGCUGGACGCUAAUUUUCUUAGCGAAGCGUAUAGAAAUUUUGUUCUUAGCAAGAUUUAUAGCGGGGCUUGCUAUUUCUUUUUCCUACGCGCUGGUUCCGAUGUACAUUGGCGAAAUAGCUGAAGCGCCGAUCCGAGGAAUUCUUGGGUCCUUUUUUCAAAUAUCCUUCAACUUAGGUUUAUUACUGCCUUACGUAAUUGGCCCGUUUGUUCCGUACGGUAAUUAUUGCAUCAUCUGUGCGACACUGCCGAUUGUUUUCUUUGUUGUCUUCUUCGCGAUGCCAGAGACACCGUAUUACCUAGCGGCUAAAGGCCGAAAAGAAGAUGUUAUCAAGGUGUUGGCGAAGCUAAGAGGGAAAAGCAGAGAAGCUGUCGAAAAAGAAGCUAAUGAAAUUCAGGUAGCGGUCCAAGAAGCUUACAGCAAAAAAGCAAAAAUAAUAGAUUUGUUUAAAGUCAAGGCCAAUUUAAAAGCUCUAAUUAUUUGCUGUAGUCUUGCCGCUCUCCAACAAUUGAGCGGUAUUAAUUUUUUUCUUCUUUACUUAGAGGUUAUUUUCGCCAGUGUUGGAACAAAUGACAGUAUUAGCACAACUCUUCAGACAAUUAUUGUAGCAUUGAUUCAACUUUUCAGUUCCUUUGUCAAUCCUCUAGUAGUUGAUUGUCUGGGAAGAAAAAUUUUAUUGAUUGUUUCUGGAAUUGGUACAUCAUUAAGUCUUGCAGCUCUUGGAUUUUUCUUCUAUCUGAAAGAAUCAAAACAAAAUGACGGCAGUAACAUCAGCUGGCUGCCGAUUUCUUCUUUAAUUGUUUUUAUGAUUGCCUACAACAUCGGAUUAGGACCAGUUCCUUGGACAGUCAUGGGUGAAAUGUUUUCCCAAGAAGUUAAAUUUAAAGCAACAAUAAUAACCAUUUUCAUUUGCCGUUUCACAUCCUUUAUUAUUGUUAAGUAUUUUAUUAAUGUUGUGGAUGCAUUUGGACUGUGCACAGCAUUUUGGUCUUUUGGAGUCGUCUGUUUUUUAAGUAUUCCAUUUGCUGUUUUUAUUCUGCCGGAAACUAAAGGCAAAUCAUUAAAAAAAAUUCAAGAUGAACUUAUGAGUCGAUGA
This is a messenger RNA of Cotesia congregata, 1461 nucleotides long. Lineage: Eukaryota; Metazoa; Arthropoda; Insecta; Hymenoptera; Braconidae. The record is from the annotation of a GenBank genome assembly.